Molecule: messenger RNA, 672 nt
Organism: Penicillium daleae
Lineage: Eukaryota; Fungi; Ascomycota; Eurotiomycetes; Eurotiales; Aspergillaceae
Product: amidohydrolase family protein
Exons: 1
Coding region: 1-672 (223 amino acids)
Biological process (GO): secondary metabolic process
Cellular component (GO): cytoplasm; cytosol
Molecular function (GO): hydrolase activity; carboxy-lyase activity
Source: RefSeq, a predicted model, not a curated record
AUGACUUUCAAAGGAACCAUUGCAGUUGAGGAAGCUGUCAUCAGUCCUGAUACCGCAUGGCUGCUCCAGGAGUCUCAACAAAUUUUGACACCCGGUGAUACAGGAAAACAGGCCAUCGAGACCCAUAAAGCGCGACUAAUGGAUAUUCAUGGGUCACGACUCGAUUCGAUGAACGCCGAGGGGGUCGAGUACAUGUUACUAUCCCUUACAUCACCAGGAUGUCAAGGCAUCCCUGGUCAGAAACUGGCUGAGAAAACAGCCACCGAAUUCAAUGACUGGCUGGCAAGCGAGGUGUCAAAAAAUCGUAGCCGCUUCGGAGGACUCGCGGCAAUUUCCAUGCACGACCCAUACCAAGCGGCAUCUGAGUUGGAAAGGGCAGUGAAGGAGUUGGGUUUCUAUGGUGGGAUCGUGAAUGAUUACCAACUCACUGGGACAGAUGGCAGGGAAAGAAGAUAUUAUGACACCCCUUUCUACGAUCCAUUCUGGACAAAGGUUCAGGAGCUUGAUGUGCCUGUAUAUUUUCAUCCUCGCUACCCGUCCGAGAAGGAGCUUCAAAGCAAGAGCUCUGUUUACAGUUCUCGCAUGCAUUUACUGGGAGCCGGGGUUCAGUUUCACUUGGAUCUUUCUUUUCAUAUCUAUGCAAUGUGCUCAUCUGGUAUCGCUUCCUGCUAG